Molecule: messenger RNA, 1106 nt
Organism: Bursaphelenchus xylophilus (pine wood nematode)
Lineage: Eukaryota; Metazoa; Nematoda; Chromadorea; Rhabditida; Aphelenchoididae
Source: the annotation of a GenBank genome assembly
AUGAAAAUGCAAUGCUCAGUUUGGGUCUGGGGUAGGAACACAUGUAUUCCGUGCUUUAGAAAGUACAGCAGCAAUGUAACAAGCAGAGGAACAAACAUUAUUAAGGUAUGAUAUAAUUAAUUUAUUAUUAUCUUUCAGUUGAAUGAAAAGUCGGCGAAGAAAGAUGAGAAAAUAGCGAAGAAAUUAAAACCCUCCUCGCUGGGUUUACUGGCUAUUCCAGUUGCCGCAUUUGGACUGGGAGUCUGGCAAACAAAAAGAUUAAAGUGGAAGGAAGGUCUGAUUGCUCAUUUGAAAGAUCAGGUUCUCCAAGAGGCCAUUCCAUUCCCUUCCAGGUUUGUCACUCACCUUCAGGUUUAAAAAUUUUUUUUGUUUGGGUAUUUAUAUUUGAUACCUUCCAGGAUGGAAGACGUCACACAUCUGGAAUAUCGUCGAGUUAAAAUACGAGGACGGUUUUUAUAUGACAAGGAAUUUGUCAUUGCUCCACGAGGUAGAUUCGAUGAGGGUUUCAAGGAUCAAGGACAAGGUUUAAUAGGAAAUAGCCAGUCGUCUUCACAUGGCGGUCAUUUCAUUACUCCUUUUCUGAUAGAAGGAACAAAGUAGGUAGCUUUUUUAUGAUAAUUACCUGUUUAGUCAGAUAAUAAUGGUAAACCGAGGAUGGCUGCCAACUGAGAAGUUCAAUUACGAGAAAUCAAAAAAGAGGAAUUAUAAAAUCGUGGAAAUAGAGGCGAUUGUUAGGAAAACGGAAAAGGUAAGGAUAACAUGAAAAUUUUAUUCUGCUGUUCUAUCCUUUAGCGCCCGCAAUUUGUGAGCCAAAAUCAACCAGAGAGGAAUAUGUGGUUCUACAAAGAUCUCGACCAGAUGGGGAAACAUUGUGGCGCAUUACCAGUUCUUGUAGACCUUGUUUAUGGUAAGUGUUUAGGAUAUAGCGAAGUAUAAAAACGAAAAAACCUAGUGAUAUCUUUCAUUUAGACCCACGAAAAGUGGAUGAGCCGAUUGGGGGGCAAACCAAUAUAAAUUUGCGAAACGAUCAUCUUUCCUAUCUAAUUACAUGGUACUCCUUAUCUGGCAUAACAUUGUUCAUGUGGUACUCCAAAUUUUUGCGCUGA